GACGACUAGAGGGUAUUUGAAGAAUCUGUGUUAAUCUCAACAACUAAUUCUAAUGCAGGCAUGUCUAGCCAUAGUCAUAAAAUUUCGUACAGCAACGGGUUUCAACGCGCGCGCUUCAUCAUGACUAUUCGGGGAAUAAUUCGACCUCCAAUCCACCUCGUAUUCCCCGUUUUAUUUUUAGUUUUCCCCUUUGCCAACGCCCAAAAUUCUAAACUUCUAAAACUCACUCACAUGCCCCCACAGGAUGCACUCAUGAAUUGGAUAUCUCGAUAUGUUGUUGUGAAGUAGCCCAUUGCCAAUGCCGUCAAAUGACACCAACCCAAUAUGUUAAUUGACGUAA
Molecule: messenger RNA, 340 nt
Organism: Hypoxylon trugodes
Lineage: Eukaryota; Fungi; Ascomycota; Sordariomycetes; Xylariales; Hypoxylaceae
Exons: 1
Coding region: 61-288 (75 amino acids)
Source: RefSeq, a predicted model, not a curated record